AUGGGAAUGUUCGACUUGGUCAUCGUCAAUGCGCGGGUGGUGUCUGCUAGUGACAUUGUGACUUGUUGCAUCGGAGUCAAGAAUGGCAAGAUUCGAACACUCGUAGACAGUUUCGGAGACGAGGAGAUCCAGAGCGCUAGGGUUAUUGACGCACAAGGAGCUUAUGUGAUGCCAGGAGGCAUCGACGCCCAUGUUCAUUUAUGUCAAGAUCUGAAAACUGGGCCGCAUGGACUGGGAGGUGCAUGCUCGGAUAACUUUGAAACGGGUUCCAAGAGCGCCGCCGCGGGGGGAACCACCACAGUCAUCACAUUCGCGACUCAGACUCGUGCGGAAGAGGAUAAGAGCUUACUCGAUGUCAUCAAGGCGUACAGUGCACGGGCAGAGGCUACGGGGAGUUAUGUCGAUUACGGCUUCCACAUUAUUAUCGUGCGAAAUGAUAAGGACGUGCUGCAGAAGGAAAUGCCCAUCCUGAGAAAAGAAUGGGGAAUCAGUAGCUGCAAGCUGUUUUUGACCUAUGAGACGCAACGGCUGACAGAUUCGCAACUUCUGGAUGUUAUGUAUGAGGCCAAACAGAACUCUAUGACGACGAUGAUCCAUGCAGAGAACGGUGACAUGAUCCAAUGGCUUACAGACAAGUUGGAAAGCAAGGGAAUGGUCGCCCCUUAUUAUCAUGCUCUUUCAAGGCCACCUCUGGUCGAGGGAGAAGCCACAAAUAGAGCCAUUGCCCUUGCGCAACUUAUCCAGAACCCUAUUCUGUUCGUCCACGUGGGCUCCGCACUCGGAGCCAAGAAUGUGCGCAGGGCGCAGACAAUUGGACUACCUGUCUAUGCAGAGACUUGCCCUCGAUAUUUCCACCUGACAUGGGAAGACCUGAAACGGUUCCACUCCCCCACAUGCUUCGAAAAUAGCAAGAUGAUCUGCUCACCACCUCCGCCUCCAGACACGUCUGAUCAAGAAGAGUUGUUUGUUGGUCUUGAGAACGGCACAUUCACCAUUUAUUCAUCUGAUCAUUGUCCCUUCCGGUACGACCAUCCACAUGGCAAACCGUCCGGGGUACUCGAGGACCCAAAGAGUAUGGAAGGCGAGCAGUACUGUGAGGGUGAUGAGCUCCGUAGCCUCCUAGCAAGGAAGGAAGGCGCUUUCAGGUUGAUCCCGAACGGUAUACCUGGCGUCGAAACCAGACUGCCACUUCUGUAUACCGGAGCUCUCGCAGCUGGUCGAAUUACUCCACAGAAGUUUGUGGAGCUGACAUCGACGAACCCUGCAAAACUUUAUGGUCUGUACCCGCAAAAAGGUACGAUAAUGCCUGGUUCUGAUGCAGACUUGGUGAUCUGGUACCCAGACGACUCGUUCAAACCGUUCAAUCUAGCAAACUCGAUGCUUCAUCACAAUGUUGACUACACUCCUUACGAAGGAAUGAAAUUUGUCAACUGGCCCAGAUAUACCAUUCUUCGCGGCAAGGUAAUUUGGAUGGAGGGAGAGGUACAGGGCAAAUUGAGAGACGGCCAAUAUGUCAAGCGUGGACCUAGCCAACUUGUACGCGGAGUCUCGAAGACUACCCAGGAUCCGCGUCGUGUCGCAUCUUGGCUCUACGAGUGA
Messenger RNA from Penicillium chermesinum, 1599 nucleotides. RefSeq lists its product as uncharacterized. The record is from RefSeq and is a predicted model, not a curated record. Lineage: Eukaryota; Fungi; Ascomycota; Eurotiomycetes; Eurotiales; Aspergillaceae. The transcript has 13 exons. Bases 1 to 1599 code for a protein of 532 amino acids. Gene Ontology annotation, molecular function: hydrolase activity, acting on carbon-nitrogen (but not peptide) bonds. Gene Ontology annotation, cellular component: cytoplasm.